AUGAAUAGAUAAUUUGAAGUAAUGGGAUUGUAAUAGGUGAAUCAACAUUUAUUAUGUUCAAUAUGCAGAGAAGUAUUUUAUAAUCCAAUACGAGCAACUUGUGGGUAUAAUUAGAUCCAAAUUAUAGACAUACAUUUUGUGGUACUUGUUUGGUUCGUUGGAUAUAAUAAAAGAAGAGUUGUCCACUUUGUAGACAUCAAUUAGAACGCAAUUAUAAAUUCGAUAAGGAUAUUUUAGCAACAAAAAUAGUUGGAGAUGUUUAAGUUAAAUGUUUGAGAUGUUAAUAAUGGAAUGGAACUUUAGCAGUAUUUAAAUAACAUAAGAAAACAUAAUGUAAAUUUGUAUAAAGUAAUAAUGAAAUACCAUAAAAUGCAAUUGAAAUAGGAGAUGAUGGUGAAGAUAUCACAUAUCCUUUUAUUAUUAUUGAUACACAUAAAAUUGUUAAAACAGCUAAUCCACCUAUUCUAGUAUAAAUAGAUGAAUAAAGUGGUGAAUAAGAUGAAGAUCUAUUUAUACACUAAAGAAGAUAAAAUAAUAAUAUUUAGAAUGAUUAUUCUCAAUUAGAAAUAAGUCCUUAUAUUAUAAGUGAUUAAUCUAAUCAUAUAAUAAUUGAAACUUAAGAUAAUAUAUUAUUAGAGGAAUCUAGUUAGCAAUAAUAAAUAUUUAACUGUUCUAAUAAUGAAUAAUAAAUAGAUCUAGAUAAAUAAAAUAAUUAAUUAGAAUAAUAGAUAAAUCCAUAAGAUUUAUAAAUUACUAUUAAUGAAAAAGAUAAUCAUUAUGAAAUACCUGAAGACAUCAUAAAUAUAUAAAACAAUUAAUAGAUACAAAAUAUUAAUGAAUCAGAAGAAAUUGAAAUAUUAGAACCUUCUUUACGAAUACUGAAUAAUAGAGAAAUCAAGGAAUUAAAAUCUAAUAGGAAAUUCAGAUUAAAUAUUCUAAAAAAUGCUGUGAAUGUAAUUGAACCCUUAAUUGAUUCUAUGAAUGAUGAUUUAUUCUAUGAAUUUAUAGAACAUAUGAAAAAGGAAAUGACAAAUAAACUUAAUGAUCUUUUAAAUACUUUAAUUUGA
This is a messenger RNA of Paramecium pentaurelia, 1067 nucleotides long. Lineage: Eukaryota; Ciliophora; Oligohymenophorea; Peniculida; Parameciidae. The record is from the annotation of a GenBank genome assembly.